Molecule: messenger RNA, 1029 nt
Organism: Coprinopsis cinerea okayama7#130
Lineage: Eukaryota; Fungi; Basidiomycota; Agaricomycetes; Agaricales; Psathyrellaceae
Product: endoplasmic reticulum receptor
Exons: 4
Coding region: 124-1023 (299 amino acids)
Biological process (GO): post-translational protein targeting to membrane, translocation
Cellular component (GO): endoplasmic reticulum membrane; endoplasmic reticulum
Source: RefSeq, a predicted model, not a curated record
CUUCCCAACUCCUUCCACAUACCUCUGUCCGUCCCUUGUCUCUCCUUUCUAGGUCUUAAAGAGCUGUGAAGCGCUCGAACCAACACCAGGGACGUCGAAUAUAAACAAUAUUGAGCACUCGCCAUGAGUAUGUUGGAACAGCAACUCAAGGCUCCGCCUGAGCUGAAAAAGGUGGCCGAGUUUCUGCGCGGAUCAGGGUCUGGAAUAAAGAUUCGCGUAGGCGCUCUGGGUGGAAAGCGGAUAGAUUACUUCAAGGGCAAGUCCGCUAUCAAAGCCCUCCUCUCCCCCGCAUUCGCCAAACAGAAAAACGUCCCAAAAAUCACAACUGAAGACGAAGCCAAGACCGUUCUGCAGGCAAUCAACGCAUUCGCCUUCUUCCUCCGUGUCCAGCGCGGCGGUCACAUUUCCUCGAAAUCUGCGUCUCCAGCUGCUGCCGGCGGUGGAACCAAGCCUCCACGGAGUCUCCAAAUCAUCCCUGAACAAACCUUCCAACCAGACGAAUACUACGCGUGGUUCUACGAAGGCUCUCAAUGGACUACGUAUGCUGGAGGAGUGCUCAUGGUGUUGAUCAUGCUGGCGGGUGUCAUGUUCCCGCUUUGGCCUCCGGUGAUGCGAUUGGGCGUGUGGUACCUGAGUAUGGGCAUGUUGGGUCUCAUUGGCCUAUUCUUCGCUAUUGCCAUUGUGCGGUUGAUAUUCUAUAUCAUCACCGUGAUAGUGGCCAGUCCUGGUAUCUGGAUCUUCCCUCAACUGUUCGCUGAUGUUGGAUUUGUUGACUCAUUCAUCCCUCUAUGGGAAUGGGACAUUCCUAAGAAGAAGGGCAAGAAGAAGAAGGGUGAUAAGGAGGGCAAGUCGGAGAAAAAGGGCAAGUCCAAGGCGGCUGCUCCCGCUCCUACAGGCUCUAGCAACGGUGGUGGCGCCUACAUCGAGGAAGUCGUGGAAGAUGACGCUCAAGCACCCCAGUCCCAGCCUCAGCGGCGAACCAGGUCCGCCAUGGUUGAGGAGGUGGAGGACGAGGAUGCAUAGAUGUCG